AUGUCGCACCAAGGCUUUCCCAACGAAGAUGCGGCCAUCACCCAUCUCGUACACAACCUUGUCGAGAAUGCUGUGCGCUCUGUUGAGGAAGUCCCAAUCCCUUUGACGCCACGAACUCCUACCCAGUGGCCCGUCGAAGAACUUGCGACCCGGGAGGCCCUGCGAUACUCCAUUAGCCCUAGUCACGUCAAGGAUCUCCUCGACUUCUCCGCCCUCAACUACGUCGAAGAACCCGACGAUAACCUACUCUGCCCAAUCUGCAAGCUGCCCGUCAUCACCCCGAUCAUUACGCCCUGCGACCAUACCUUCUGUCUGGAAUGUCUGAAGCGCCAUGUUCACUCAUCCGAUACCUGCCCCAUCGACCGGACGAGAUUCCGAGCCAGGGACUGUAAGACGUCGAGACUUUUGACGAAUAUCCUCGAUAGCCUGGUAGUCGAAUGCCCCAAUACUGAGCGAGGGUGUGGCGAAAAGAUGAAGCGCGACGAGGUCGUCAAGCACACAAUCAGUUGCCGAUACACGCUGCACGACUGUCCCGAGAAAACAUGUGAUAAGAGGGUGGAGCAAUGGUUGGCUGUGUCCGGCAAGUGCUGGCACUUUGAGCAGACGUGCGAAUACUGCGAGGAGAAGAUGGAAGCGGCGUCGAUGGCCGACCACAUCAACAAAGUGUGCCCGAAAAACACGACGGACUGUACUGAGUGUGGAGAGACCAUCAAGCUCUCCGAGUUGGGACAACAUCGCGACGAACAGUGCCCGGAAACCUCGGUCCCUUGCACAUAUCAUGACUUUGGUUGCAAGCACGAGGCACUUCGCAAGACACUAGCGACUCAUCAAGACGAGUGUAUCUUCAGGGUGGUUGCUGUCGUUGGAGAAAAGGUCAAAUCACAAGAGAAACAAAUCGAAAAACUGCAGAAGCAGACGGAAGACCAGGAGCGACAAAUCAUGGCAAUGAAGGACGAGCGGCGAGACUGCAUCUCCUGGGACGACGUAUUCAACCUCAACAACGUCCAAGGCGGACCAAAGUUCAAACCCACCGAGGCUGUCAUGACUAUUUACGAAGACAUGGAACGUCGCAUGGAGGAGCUCAAGAAAGAGUUUACAGACCUCGAGGGCCGUCAGACAGUGAUGGUCCUGAACCAGGUCAUGCCGAUUAAGGAUCAGAUCACCGAGAUCAGGAGCAACUUGGGCAUUCUCAAGAUGCACAUGGCAUGGCUCAUGAACAAGAGCCGAGAGGAAGUCGAGCGCAGCCGGUUGGCCAACCGUAGCGUUGGUAGCACCAGCCGUACGAGGGGCAGCUCUGACAGCGAUGGCGAGGCCACUACUCCGAGUACAUCUCGGCGGCUGAGUGAUGGGUCAAAUGGCAUCCCCCGCCUUUGA
This is a messenger RNA of Colletotrichum paranaense, 1374 nucleotides long. Its product is annotated as TRAF-type zinc finger. The coding region runs from base 1 to 1374 and encodes 457 amino acids. The transcript is spliced from 2 exons. The record is from RefSeq and is a predicted model, not a curated record. Lineage: Eukaryota; Fungi; Ascomycota; Sordariomycetes; Glomerellales; Glomerellaceae. Gene Ontology annotation, molecular function: zinc ion binding.